AUGAGCAGACGAGUAUGGAAGCUCCAAGACUUCGUAGCGCACACAGGUCGAGUACAAUGUGCUCGACUUGGCGAGAAGUCUGGUCAAGUUCUUGCGACCGGGGGAGAUGACAAGCGGGUGAACAUUUGGAAGGUGGGCAAACCCAAUGCCAUGAUGAGCCUAACUGGCCAUACCAGCUCCGUCGAGUGCUUGGUUUUUGACAAGCAAGAGGAGGUCUUGAUUGUCGGCUGUGCUGGUGGCUCGAUGCAGUGCUGGAACCUGGAAUACAGGAAGAUGGCAGGCUCGUUGGCCGGGCAUCGGACGGCCUGUACGUGUGUGGAGUUCCACCCCUAUGGCGAGUUCUUCGCAUCGGGUUCGAAUGACACGAACUUGAAGAUCUGGGAUUUACGGCGCAAGUCUUGCAUCCAGACUUAUCCAGGUCACUCGGCCCCAGUGAGUGCAAUCCGUUUCUCACCGCAUGGUCGAUGGGUAGCGACCGGUGGCCUGGACAACCAGGUAAAAAUAUGGGAUCUCACAGCUGGCAAGCAGAUGAAGGACCUGGAUCUGCACAAGGGAGCUGUGACCUCGUUGAGCUUCCACCCCAAGGAGUACCUGCUUGUCUCCGGCUCUGCGGACCGGACGGUAAUCCUCUGGAGCCUUGAAAGCUUUCUCAGCGUUGGUGUGUCCUCCAUUGGUGCCACCCCUGUACAGGCAGUCAAGUUCUACCCCGAGGAACAGGCUGUGCUCAGCGCCUCGCACGACUUGUUGCGUCUGCAUCCUUGCAGCGCAGUGUCAAACGUUUCUGAUGCCAUGGAUGUGGACUGGAAAGGCUUGCAGGACAUCCGACUUUGCUACCCGGAAGAGAAGCUCCUGGCCGUAUCUGCGGACGGGUCCCAGCUUGGCUUGUGGGUGGCGGACCUUCGCAGCAGAGAUGCUUCCAGGGUGCAGCCAGCCCGCCGGCCCGUCACUGGAGGCAACUCGGGGAGAGGGUCGCCAACGCAGGCUCCACCCAGACCGUUUCACCUGGAGCCGGAGGAAGAGCGGGCUCCGGCGGCACCGGCAGGACCGCCAGCACCGGCGCCGCCCGCACCGCCUCCGGCCCCUCCGCAGAACUCGCAGAGCACCCCGAGCCCCUCAGAGGUCGCGGCAGAAGCCAAGGCUGCGGCCUUUGCUGCGGUGGAGCGCUUGGAGCGGUUCGGCAGACCUCCUGGGCCUCCGCCUUCUGGGCCUCCCGUCGAAGGCGCUGUGGAAUGUUGUGGAGAUCUGUGGAGCAUGGGAGUACGCUGUGGCCUAGUCUCCAAAGCUCUUUUAGCUUUGGUCAGCGCCUUGCGAUGCUGUCGUGCCUUGUUUCCACCGGGCACCUGCCAGGGGAGGCCCCCGCUCCUGAGCCGCCGAGACGGCCUGUGGAGCGCAGGCCAAACGUGA
This is a messenger RNA of Symbiodinium natans, 1404 nucleotides long. Lineage: Eukaryota; Dinophyceae; Suessiales; Symbiodiniaceae. The record is from the annotation of a GenBank genome assembly.